AUGCCGCCCAAAGCGGCCACAGCAGGCGGGAAGCCACGAAGAAAGCGCCAAAGAAAGACACGUACCGCCGCCGUCUCGGACUCGUCGUCGUCGUCUAGCAGCAGCAGCUCCUCAUCCGGCAGCGACAGCAGCAGCGAAGAUGAAUCGGAAGCGGAGGCCAAGGCACCGGCUGUCAAGCUCCACGAUUCGGCGUCGAUUUCGGACUCGAAUUCUAGCUCCAGCUCUUCAUCUUCGUCGUCUUCGAGCAGCAGCAGCAGCAGCAGUGACAGCAGCAGUAGCGACGACCGCGACAGUGACUCCGACAGCAGCAGCAGCAGCAGCAGCAGCAGCAGCAGCAGUAGUAGCAGCAGCAGCACCUCCUCGUCCGCCUCUUCCUCUCGACCUCGCACCGCAGUCAAGGGCAGCGAGAGCAUCGGUGCGAGUGGGACAAGGCGGCGCGUGACCUACUCGAUCUCACCGGAACCCGCCGACCGACCACUGCGAGACCUCUCAGCUCCACGCCUCUACCCGGACCUCGACCUGGACCCGUCCACAUCCGCCACGGGCCGUCCGCGCGAUCCGUUCUUCCGUCUCGGCGGUCCACCCAAACCGGUACUGCCCUCGAGCGUGACGGAAGCCAUCGCCCGCCGCCGUGCACCCGAUACCCUCGCCUCGUCGACGACCUCGGAGGUGGAACGGCGUCAAAAGGCCAAAGCGGAUCUGCGGAGGCGCAUCGAAGCGAGCAAGGUGCAGGAGCGCGAGACGAGAAAGGAGGCCUUCAAGGGUCUCUGGAUGAAGAGCAUCGCUGAAGAGUUUGGAGAUGAGCUCGAAGCUAUCCGCAGCAGGGAACCGACGCUAGGUGCCGACGGAGGAACGAGGCUGCCCCUUUUCAUCGACGCCUUGGGCGCAGGGUCGGAAAUCAUCUCGUCCUCCUCCUCGCCCUCUUCCUCGGCCCAGCCCUCGUCGUUGGGCGGAUCGAACAGAGAUAUUGACGAAGUGGCAUUGGCCAUGGACCUCAGCUGA
This is a messenger RNA of Pseudozyma flocculosa PF-1, 1002 nucleotides long. RefSeq lists its product as uncharacterized. The coding region runs from base 1 to 1002 and encodes 333 amino acids. Lineage: Eukaryota; Fungi; Basidiomycota; Ustilaginomycetes; Ustilaginales; Ustilaginaceae. The transcript is spliced from 2 exons. Gene Ontology annotation, cellular component: preribosome, large subunit precursor. Gene Ontology annotation, biological process: ribosomal large subunit assembly. The record is from RefSeq and is a predicted model, not a curated record.